UCCCUUUAAGAUGCGUCUGUCAUCUCUCCGUUAAUGGAAAGUCACUCCGGCUGUUUUCUGCGGUGCAUGAGGUGGAAGAAGAGAUUUGCUCCAGCUGCCUGAGGAGGAGUAGAAAAGGGGGGAGGGAAAAAAUCUACACUGUGGCGCAUUUUGUGUCGGCCGACUAAACCCAGGAAGGAAGGGGAGAGGACGGGCUCCAUCGGAGGGAGACGGAAAUGAGAGGAAACCCUAUCCCUUUAAGAGCAAGUGGGACAUAGCGGUGCGAGAAAAGGAGAGGAGGGGGAGAAGAAAGAGGAAUUAAAAAAGAAAAGGAAGAAAGAGACAGGGAGGGAGGAGGGAGAGCGGGCGAUAAAAAAAGAAAGAUGACAUCCUCGCAGCUGAACGGCCGAGGUGGAGCGAGAGGCUGCGGCCCGGCGAGAGCGCCGCUCGCCGGGGUCAGGGCUUGAAUCCAACGCGAGGCUUCGACAAACACCCGAUUGGCCUAUUGGGGGAAAUCGGAAAAAAUAGAUUCAUAAAUUAAAAACAAAGCAUGUCCUGCUGUGCUGUCCGAUACGUGUGUUAUAACCCAUAUUUGUUCUCGUGCGUGCAAAUGCAUUUUAUUUCACGUAGUGUUGUUUUGUUUAUUGCUAAAAUGUAACAUUGAUAAAUGCGUUUUUAUUGUUUUAUGGAAACAAUUUUGUUGUUUGCUCUUGCGUUUUUAGUGAAAGAAGUGUUUUAUGAAUUAAAGUUAGAAACCAAAGUGAAAUAGAAACGGGCCAUUAUUGAAGCUGGCCUUCGUGCUGCAGCCUGCGUGAGUGCGUGCAUUUUAAUGGACAGCAUUAGGCUACCUCAAUGAGAAAAACAUAUUUUUGCAGACGACUUUAUUCACGUUUUCCAAGCAAAUCCAGAAGCCCGUCGUUUGUGCUGCAGGACUGGCGUCUGUUUUCAGCCUUGAUCACCGGUGGGCCGAUCCAAACCAUGCAAAGCUUUUUCUCCCCGAUCUUUUUCUGGAGCUGACUUUAUAAUCUCCAUCGUUGUGGCGCAAAAUGGAUGCUGCUUGGAACAAUUUUCUCUUCCAGAAUACUCCCACCCAAAACCAAGUGGAGGGGAGCCUCCAAUCAGAGCUCAUGUCUGUGCAUACGGGUUCUCCCCAGACCCCACCCACAGAUCACAUAGCUCAGCCUCCCUCUACUGUGGACACUGCUGCUCUCAAUGAGGAACCCAUGCCUGUGAAGCCCGUGUCUCGACCGUCCCGUGUGCCCCACAUCUGUGCCAUCUGCAACAAGCAGUUCAAGAACAACUACAACCUGCGGCGGCACCAGUCGGUCCACACUGGGGUACGCAUGAAGGACAGGGCCAGAGAGCAGGCGGAGGGGGCAAAGGAGGGAGCAGCUGGCCAGGUGGUGAUGGCGGCCCCGUCGGCGAUGGCGGUUGGGGCUGGAGGGAGGGUGGAGAGGCCCACAGUUCCCCUCUCCCUGCUACACCUCUCCGCACCUCCUCUCGCCCCUCCCGGCUUGCUGUCGGGGGCCCAGCAGCCUCCCCUGGGUAGUCAUGAUGGUGACGGGGUGGCCAUGCCACACGUAAUGGCUAGUGUAAACCCCCACGCUCCGCCUCCUGCUGUUGUCGUUUUGGCCACAGGGGCGACAGUACAGCGGCCCUCAAACCCCAACCCCAACCCAGUAAGAAAGAAUCAUGCCUGCGAGACAUGCGGGAAGGCUUUCCGUGACGUCUACCACCUCAACCGCCACCGCCUUUCUCACUCGGACGAGAAGCCAUUCUCCUGUCCAAUCUGCCAGCAGCGCUUCAAGAGGAAGGACCGAAUGAGCCACCACGUGCGCUCUCACCAGGGUGGGGUGGAGAAACCCUACAUCUGCCCCCACUGUGGCAAGGCUUUUUCCAGGCCAGAUCAUCUAAACAGUCAUGUGAGACAGGUGCACUCCUCAGAGCGACCCUUCAAAUGCCCGACCUGUGAGUCAAGCUUUGCUACAAAGGAUCGGUUGCGUGCGCACAUGAUUCGCCACGAGGAAAAGGUCCCCUGUCACAUCUGCGGCAAGCUCCUGUCUGCUGCUUACAUCACAGAUCACAUGAGGGUGCACAACCAGUCACAGCACCAUGCCUGCCAUCUCUGCAAUCGCAGCUUCACCACACUGACGUACCUUCGCGUCCAUGCCCAGAAGCACCACGGCCAGGAGUGGAAGGACAGUCCGGGUGGCUUCGGCGGCACAGCCACUGGCGGUGUUCUCGUCUGCCAACUGUGCGGGGUCCACUGCAAGACCCCCACACAGCUCCAGGGGCACAUGGGCACCCACAACAACAGCCAGGGCGUCCCGAGCCCCAUCACCUCUAAUGUGGCUGCCAGCAGCUCUGUCUCCCUUAGCAACAUGGUGACGUCACCUACAGUGUACGUCACAGGCAACACAGUGGUGGAUUUGCUUGUCACAGACUGCUCUAGCAUUGCAGCACCACAGUCUCACAGUUAGCAGGACAGAGCUCAGCAAUAAUAACCUCUGUCUCCUUACAGAGGGCAAGGUUAGAGAGGGUGAAAGUGACACGUAGAUGCUGAUCCGGUUUCACUUUUGUAAAGGCCCCGCUUACUGGGUAGGUUAGGAUUAAGGGUGGAGGAGAUUAACAGCAGUUAGGGCAGCAUCACAUUAAAGCUGAAGAGAGAAGGAGAAAACGGAGGAGCAGAAAAACGGCUGCAGCAACACUUAAGACGAACAUUGACGUGUUGUUGAAAUAUUAAUAUAAGAAACUGUGAUAUUGUAAGCAUCUACUGUAUUACUCUCCCCUCUUUGCCCUCUCUCUCUGUCUUCCCCUCCCACACCCCUGGCGUCAGCUGCUCUCUGCAAGUGCACCAAGUACUGUAUAUCUCACACCAGCUUUGAUCUUACCUCCAUUUUGCAGCUCUCACUAAAAAAAAAAAUCCAAAUGGCUUGCGUUCAGAAGAAAUAGGGAGUGACUAGUUUGACUACAGAUAAAGAAACACAUUAGGAAGGGAAGUUGUUGCAUGUUAGCAUUAUGAAACUAAAAUCAGCAUUUGAUUUUGCAAAGCUGUAAGUUUAUAGAUCAGGACAGGAGGCCAUACAUGUUGUGGUUAGUAUGGAUUUGUGGGAUGUACUCGUUCAGUUGUUUCUUAAAGGUACAGAGAAAGGUAUAGAGUUGUGUUCAGGAGUGUCAAGCACCUUAAAUUGUUGUUAUUGAUUCAGCGAGAAAUGAAAUGGGUUUAAGAAUUCUUGGAUUUUUCUUCCUUGGAGUCUUCCUCUUUGGGUUCAGCCGUCUUAAAUGAAAACAGAAGAAGAAGAAGAAGAAGAAGAAGAAGACAACGAAAGAAACAACUGCUAAUCAGCUCUUCUUCUGGCUUCUGACAUGGCAACUCCUGCACCUGAAAACUACCUUUUUGCAUGAAAGUAAGCUAGCUCAGUCAUGCUUAUUGUUAGGGAGCUGUCAUGACAAAAGAAAAACUGAGCAGUUCCAAUAUGUUAGCUGGCUGUUAACGAUAAUAUUUAUAAAAGUGUUGAAUUGAUUCGGACAUUGUUGGCCAUUGACAAUAUUCACAUGGUGCCCUUUUUCCUCUAAAGCAAUCCUAAGGUGGUAGCUAGUUGUUACUUCGUACUGCUGUGCUUCAUAUAUCAAAGGGUAUCCUACAAGCUCACAUGUUUAUGAUUGAACUGAUUGGACAUUGAAAAGUAAAAGUCUAAAGGGACACAAGUUACAACAAAUAACCACUUUGCUACAUUUAGACAACAGCUAACGCUAACAAUGUGCCACUUUCAUUCUAGUGUUAUCUAGAAAGUAGCUUAAUGCUAACAUUUCAAGUUAGACAUGUAGAGUUAGAUGAUACUAAUUGAAAAGUAAACUCUUAACUAGCAGUAAUUAGAAAGUGAUGUAACACUAAUGUUAGCGUUGUAUGAUGUUAGCUAAUGGUAUGUUGUAAUACCUCUAAGUAUUGGCCAUUGUCCCUUUGGGGUUUCACUGUAAUGUCUCUGUUAGUUGCUAAUCAAUGGAGAAUAUGAAUCAAUCAUAUGUGUUAUGAUGAUUAUUUGCCAGGUUCAGUGUACUUCUUUGAUUUGCAGUAUAGAAAACAGCAGGAAAGCAGCAGGUUAGCCUCCCACCCUGAGUGAGAUGUCAGAGGAAAAUGGCCAUCAUGUGAAUUUGGUGAAUUCAUUCGAUUGUAACUGUCAUUGUCAUAGUCAAUUUUUUUGUUUUCUCUAUGUACCAGUCCAAUGAGUGAAAUUUAUGCAUUAGAUUUAGUCAUUUAACUCUGUAUAGCACAUCAUGUUCUGAGUGCAAGUCAUUAUCAUUCUACAUUAAUCAUGUGGAAAACAGUCACACGUGGGUUUGAUAUUUUUGGUUGCUCUGAGUUAUAGUGUAAGUGACGUCGUGUCCAGAAAGGGCUUAUAAAGUCAUUAGUCAGGAAAAAUAUGUGCAUUUGGAGUCUGAAAACACCACUUGGUUUGCUGUAAACAAAUCCUGGUUUUGUACUGGAGUGCUUUUUCAGUUUUGUGUUGAUAUGUUUCCUUGAAGUUUGUAGUUGUUCCUUCUUUUCUUUCUUU
Messenger RNA from Notolabrus celidotus (New Zealand spotty), 4532 nucleotides. It is a transcript of the gene maz, whose product is annotated as MYC associated zinc finger protein. Bases 1026 to 2459 code for a protein of 477 amino acids. Gene Ontology annotation, cellular component: nucleus. The record is from RefSeq and is a predicted model, not a curated record. Gene Ontology annotation, biological process: regulation of transcription by RNA polymerase II. The transcript is spliced from 7 exons. Gene Ontology annotation, molecular function: RNA polymerase II cis-regulatory region sequence-specific DNA binding; DNA-binding transcription activator activity, RNA polymerase II-specific. Lineage: Eukaryota; Metazoa; Chordata; Actinopteri; Labriformes; Labridae.